UAAACUGCCGUCACCGCGGUGCAGUGCGAAGCAGACGGACGGUGAUUGAUUGCGGGGCAGUUCGCGACCUCGCAUCUGUGACGACAACCCAUCCAUCACCUUCCGACCUUGCCGACAUCCGUAAGCACCAACUGCUUGUCUUGACAUCCGCUCACGUGCUUGUCAAAUUUGUCGGCGGGGAGUUCAGUGACUGCGUGAAGGCUCGAUGAAGUUGCGAAUACGAGAGCGACUAUCUGUGUGCUGAGCACUGUUGGUUGAGCGAGCGCUCCGCGGCAACACAAUGGGAAACAGCUCAUCCAAGGACGAGCAUAAGCCUCCUCGACCGGAGAGCACACGGCAUGUGAGUGGCAGUAGUCGCACUGCUACAGCUACCGCUACUGCUACUGCUACUGCCGAACAAACAUCGCCAUCUCCUGCGCCGGAGCCAACACCAGCUGAUCGUCUGGCGAACCAUAUCCAUAUAGGCCGCGACCGGGACCGCAGCAACGAUGCGGCGCAAUCCGAGCGAGUGCGCGAGACGAAGCAGGAACGCGAUGCACGACGGGCGGAGCGCGAGCGGCAGCUGAGGGCGAAGGAGAGGGAGCGGAGUAUUCGGGAGGAGGGUGUGGAUGGCGGGUACCUUGUGACGCUGGGCACGUAUACAGGCCCAGAAGACUUCAACAAGGGCAUCGUACGGCAACUGCAGAUUGAGCGGCGAUUGGCCCCGUUUUGGAAAGGCCUCAACGACCACUCGGACUCGUGGACAGAAGCACAGCUCGUAGCGGCAGUGCGAGGACUGCCCGUCCCAGCGGCCGACGAGAUUCCGAUUGACAUGGAAAGGACUGCUUCAAUGGCCUCCUCUAACCCGCGGAGUUCCGACGUCAACCUCAACAGCCUAACCGUACCGAUUACUGCCCGCUCUCAGUCCUACCAAUCCGACAAAUCUGCGAAUCUGUCUGCUUCUCAUCCUGCCUUUGCGAGCUCCGGCGCCUCUCCUCCUGCAUCACCUCCGAACAACACGGCUUCUGUGCUUCGAGGCCGCGCCAAGACACUUGCCUCGCUGGCUACUGGAUCUAAAAGCCACUCCCCGGACGCAACGCCACGCGAAAUGCAGCUACCAAAGGAUCCGUACGUCAACGGCCUCCCCAUCGAAGCGUAUCUAUACAGAGAAGCCGCCGAAUGUCCUAUAUGCUUCCUUUACUACCCACCUUAUCUCAACCACACAAGAUGCUGCGACCAAGCGAUCUGUUCGGAAUGCUUCGUACAAAUCAAGCGGCCUGAGCCGCACCCGCCGGAGCAUGAACAGCCCGGCCAGCCAAGGUUGCCAGAGGAAGAAGCAGAGCUGCUCGUGUCCGAAAUUGCAGCCUGCCCAUUCUGCGUGACACCCGAAUUUGGCGUCACGUACGAGCCGCCACCAUUCCGGCGCGGCCUUGCAUAUCCAAACCAAGGGAGGCAACAUCCGCUUCGUAGUCUCAACUCGGCAAUGUCGUCCUCGUCAUCGCUGACCUCAGGCGGACGCCGACGGGCGACAUCAUUGUCUGCCAGCGACAGUCAAGUCAUCACUACAGAUAAGGUACGACCGGACUGGGCGAAGAAGCUGGCAGACGCACGUUCAAAUGCGAUGCGAAGAUCGGCAGCAGCCACAGCACUGCAUAAUGCUGCGUAUGUGCUCGGCAAUCAGGGUGACGGUCAGAUACGUAGCAUGACGUUUGGCAGGCGGCGCAGAACGCUCUUUGGCGACAGUCCGAGUGGUAGCGGGACAGGCACGCCGCGCGGGGGAGAAGAAGGCAACAGCGACCUGUUUCCAGGGCGCUCGAGCUCUCGCCGUACUCGUGUCGACGACCUUGAAGAUCUCAUGAUGAUGGAAGCCAUCCGGCUCUCGCUCGCCGCCGAGGAUGAGCGCAAGCGCAAAGAAGAACAAGAAGCUAAGAAGGAAGCCAAAAAGAAAGCCAAGGACGAGAAGAAGCAGGCUAAGCAAGACCAGAAGCUCGCGAAGAAGCAACGCAAUGGUAGCAGUGGCUCACUCUACCCAGCUAGUACUAAUGAAAGUACGAGUUCGUGGGGUGGCACCAGCAUGGGCCGCUCAACGAGCAAUCUCGGCGUACAACCCUCGAUACCCGAGGAACAGCAGCAGAUGCAAGGCAAAGGAAAGGCUCCAGUGCAGGACUUCGCGGGCUUUGAUCCUUUAACCGAGCCGACAUCCACCCUUAAUACGGAGAUGCUUGACGAUGAAACCCCUUCUCCACAAACGAUACCCGUCAAUCCCAUCGAUGACCCGCAACGCCACCUCGAAGCUUCGCGGGCGAACUUGCAACCAUUCGCUUCCAGUCCCAUUCCAACUCCGAGUGGUGCUCGGUCACCACAUCUGAGGCAGCUAUCUAACGCUUCCUCUGCGGCAUCUUCGUUUGGAGACUCGGCGCCUGGCAGUUUCAUGGCCGCAGCGCAUCUACCUGACCUCGCCGGGACAAGUCACGACGCGAAACUCGCGACGCCGGAACCAGGCACUACACCACUCGCAGAACCGAUGUUCAACUUCCGCUCCCUUGCUGCCAUGAUCGGCGAGGAAGAGGGAGGAAGUAGCGAGCACAAGGCAGAAGAAAGCGAGCAUAUCGAGCACGCUCCUCCUGCCUCCACCGCAGAUGUAGGAGGGCCGAAACACUUAGCAGAUCCGACCACGCCACAGGCAGAGAGCGCCGGUGGCGGCACCCGCAGUCGAGGCGAUAGCGGCGGUUCGAGCGCGAGUGCGCCGCCGCCCAUUUACGUCGAGCAUCCAACCAGCGAUGGGGAUGAGAUUACCCCAGCGCCGGUAAGGAUGCUGCAUGGCGGUGACGACAAGAAGGAAUAUGGGAACGUCAAGGUGCUCGGUCACGAGCACGCGCACAUUAUGCACGAGGCUGCGCAGUAAGAGCGCCUCUGGAGUAACGGCGCGGUACGGUUUGGAAUGGAGUUUAGGAAGGAUGAAAACUUGGUCGUUCUAUAUUCAGCAAAGGCGCCCUUAGGCGUACGAGAGGUAUAAUUAAGUAAUGGCGUUCGUUGGGAUAGUUGUGCUGAUUUGACAGACCGCGUGGCGUUGAUCUUGCAUACGGGACAGCCUUCCAGUAGGAGCAAAGAUUGCUCCUGACUAUUUGUGACGGUUGUAACAUUCACUGGCGGCCCUUGGCCUUCUACCUCUGUGGCAGAUAGAUGGAAAGCAAUAGUCGUCAAGCCAAACC
This is a messenger RNA of Baudoinia panamericana UAMH 10762, 3191 nucleotides long. RefSeq lists its product as uncharacterized. Gene Ontology annotation, cellular component: cytoplasm. The coding region runs from base 281 to 2884 and encodes 867 amino acids. The record is from RefSeq and is a predicted model, not a curated record. Lineage: Eukaryota; Fungi; Ascomycota; Dothideomycetes; Mycosphaerellales; Teratosphaeriaceae. The transcript is spliced from 3 exons.